Messenger RNA from Triticum aestivum (bread wheat), 1041 nucleotides. RefSeq lists its product as uncharacterized. The record is from RefSeq and is a predicted model, not a curated record. The transcript has 2 exons. NCBI's taxonomy places the organism in Eukaryota, Viridiplantae, Streptophyta, Magnoliopsida, Poales, Poaceae. The coding region runs from base 1 to 1041 and encodes 346 amino acids.
AUGACAAAUCUGGUUCGAUGGCUCUUCUCCACUACCCGCUUUACUACUUUCUAUUUUUUCUUAUGUAUUAAGUUUCCCUUAAUAUAUAAUUUGAUAUUACUUUCGAUUUGUAUAUUUUUAUUCCUUUGUCGUUUUAUAUUAUGCCUAAUACCAAUUUUCAAUCUUUUUAGUUCGUGCUUCGUCGGCUCCUCCUUUCUGAUCACUCUCCCGCCGGAGAUUCAAGACCCCCAGGCUCUAGCUCAUUUAGCAGGGCUAAACUUCUAUCUGAGUCUUUACGAGCAGGAUCCGGGAUGGGUUACGUUCAUUCAGAACGAGCUUAAUCACAAUACCCCCCUGGAAGACAUACCUGGGCGGCUUAAGCUCUUCCUAAUGGAAGAAAAGCUCUCUUCUAUGCGACAAGAUGUCAUUCAGGAAUUUGUGGCGCUUUAUCAAAGAGUAGGGCCUUAUCUACCGAUCGAGCCCUACUUGGUCGAUGAAGCGCUUCGUUCCUAUCUGGACCAUAUUCACGCAACUGAUUCUUUCACUGUUCUCCAAGCGUCUUAUCAAGAUCUGCGGGAGAAUGAGGGAGGAUCCGUUUUCUUUCGAAAUGCUGUUUCCCACAACCGGGAUCUCCUUGAGGCGGAAAGCUCCGCAAGGAGGUGCCUGGAAGUGGAACAGAGGAUCCGGUGGGAAGAAAUCCCCAAGAGCAAGGCAAGUCUCGAAAGAGCUGAGCACGAGCAUGCUCUCGACUUGUUUAAGUCGGAGGAUCUUAGAAGGGAAUUAGAAAAAAAAGAGCAGGAAUCGGCUGCGGCUCAGCCAAUAUCGGGGGACAUCGUAAUGGGUACUUCUGAACCAUCUGUCAAUCAGUCCCCCGCUACUUCUGAACCUUCUGUCAAUCAGGCCCUUCCUUCUGUCAAACAGGCCCCGGGUACUUCUGAACCAUCUGUCAAUCAGUCCCCUGCUACUUCUGAACCUUCUGUCAAUCAGGCCCUUCCUUCUGUCAAACAGGCCCUUCCUUCUGUCAAACAGGCCCCGGCAACUUCUGAACCUUCUGUCAAUUAG